AUGGGGACAGUGGAGAUCUCCCUCAAGUGUCCUAUCUGCCAGGACCUCUUCAUGGACCCUGUGUCGCUCCCCUGCGCCCACAACUUCUGCCUCACCUGCAUCCGGGCGGUGUGGAACACAGAUGUGUCCGAGGAGGGGCCGUUUUUCUGCCCAGAGUGUCAGAUCAUCUUCCCCUCCAGGGUCCCUCUGGAGGUGAACACAGACCUGCAGAGCCAGGUGAAGGACCAGGCCUGCAACGGCUGCAACCAAGGCAGCAGUGAAUCAAACAGGAGCCGUCCACAGGCCUGUAACGGCACCGCGACGGUGAGCCAGCCGCAUGGACCGCCCGGCGGAUCGGCGCCACCGUCUCCGCCCAUCGGCUGUGACCACUGCAUCGAGGCGGCGGGGUCGGUCGCCGUCAGCACCUGCCUCACCUGUGACGCCUCGCUGUGCCGCGCGCACGCUCUGCUGCACCAGCAGAGGGCAGCACUGCGGGAGCACACCGUGGUGGGCGUGACGGGGGACCCCAUGUCCCUGAAGUGCAGGGAGCACCGUUCGGAGCUGAAGCUCUUCUGCAUGCAGGACCGCGUCCCUGUGUGCUGUCUGUGCGUCCUGGUCGGCUCGCACAAGAACCACCGAGCCGUCCAGCUCCAGGAGGCCUGCUCGGACCUGAAAGAUUCGGCUGCAGAUUUCCGGGAGAGAAUCUCGGACAAGUACGGCAGGAUCCGAGCCGUCUUGGACGGAGACGAGCGACUCAUGAUGCAGAUCAUCGACGCGGAGGAGAGAUACACCACGGAGUGGCUGGAGACGCAGAGGGUCGCCAUGGAGACCCUGAUCCAAGAGGCCGACGGCCUCCGGGCCCAGAGCAGACAGCUGCUGCAGGAAACCAACAACCUGACCUUUCUACAGGGCGUGGACGGAUACCUGUGUGACCCCCAGAGGAUGAGGACGGCGGAGAGGCUGGUUGACGACCUCUCGGUGGCCUUGUCCCCACACUUCCCUCGCUUGUGGUCCCGUCUGUGUUCCCCCUCUUUGGACGUGGAGACGGCCCAUCCCAGACUGGAGGUGUCCCAGGACAGGAAACAGGUGUUCUGGCGCAGACAACCUCCCCAUGAGACCCAGAAUGCUCUCACGCCUUACGACUGCAUGUACAGCGUGUUGGCCCAGGAGGGAUUCACAGCCGGCCGGCACUACUGGGAGGUCAUCAUCCAGGACAAACCCUAUUGGCUGAUUGGUGCGACCACGGGGCCGGCCAGUAAGCAGGACGAGGCCUCCCUCGCGGGUGUGAAGGGAGACACGUUGUCAUGGUGCAUCUACCACGGAGACGGGAAGUACCUGUCGUGCCACGAUAACCUUGAAAAGCCGCUGUCGGUUCCAGGGAAGACGCUCCGAAAGCUGGGCGUUUUGGCCGACCUCCAGCAGGGGGAGCUGUCCUUCUACGAUGCCGACAUGCUGGCUCUGCUGGAGAGUUACCGCGUGGAGGGCACAGAGGCGCUCUUCCCCGUGUUCAACCCUUGUAUCAACGUGAACGGAGUCAACCGCCAGCCCCUCAGCCUGUUUUGCCUCGGAGACGCCAGUGACCGGAACGUAUACGCAGAUGAGAAUGAAGGCUGA
Gadus chalcogrammus (walleye pollock) is the source of this 1593-nucleotide messenger RNA. Its product is annotated as E3 ubiquitin-protein ligase TRIM39-like. Bases 1 to 1593 code for a protein of 530 amino acids. NCBI's taxonomy places the organism in Eukaryota, Metazoa, Chordata, Actinopteri, Gadiformes, Gadidae. Gene Ontology annotation, molecular function: protein binding; zinc ion binding. The transcript is spliced from 5 exons. The record is from RefSeq and is a predicted model, not a curated record.